AUGACAGACCAAGCACAACCAAGCGAAAAUAAACUUUGGGGUGGAAGAUUCACCGGCGCAACUGAUCCAUUGAUGGAUUUGUACAAUGCUAGUUUGCCUUAUGAUAAAAUUAUGUACGAUGCUGAUCUCACUGGAACGAAGGUGUACACUCUGGGAUUAAACAAGUUGGGGUUGAUUACGGAGGACGAGUUGGUAAAGAUCCACGAAGGGUUGGAAGUGAUCCGGAGGGAAUGGAAAGAAGACAAGUUUGUCGAAAAACCAGGAGAUGAAGAUAUCCAUACUGCAAACGAAAGAAGAUUGGGUGAGAUUAUUGGCAAACAUAUUGCCGGUAAGGUGCACACUGGGAGGUCUAGGAAUGAUCAAGUCGCCACUGAUAUGAGAAUUUUUGUUCGCGAAGCUUUGAAAGAUUUGAGUUUGAAAGUGAAGGUAUUUAUCGAAACUAUUUUGACAAGAUCUGAGAAUGAAAUCGAUGUUUUAAUGCCUGGAUAUACCCAUUUACAAAGGGCCCAGCCGAUUAGGUGGGCACACUGGUUGAGCUCGUAUGCCACUUACUUUACUGAGGAUUACAAAAGAUUGCAACAAAUUAUCGAACGUGUCAAUCAAUCGCCAUUAGGUUCGGGUGCAUUGGCUGGUCACCCUUACGGCAUUGAUCGUUCUUUUUUGGCCAAAGGGUUGGGAUUCGAAAGUGUCAUUGGAAACUCAUUGACAGCUGUUAGUGAUCGAGAUUUUGUUGUUGAGACAUUGUUUUGGGGGACAUUAUUCAUGAACCAUAUUUCACGUUUUGCUGAGGAUUUGAUUAUUUACUCGAGUGCUGAAUUUGGUUUCAUAAAAUUGGCUGAUGCCUACUCUACUGGGUCUUCAUUGAUGCCACAGAAAAAGAACCCAGAUUCAUUGGAGUUGUUACGUGGUAAAAGUGGGAGAGUCUUUGGUGAGUUGUCGGGAUUCUUGAUGUCAAUUAAAUCGAUCCCUUCCACGUACAACAAGGAUAUGCAAGAGGACAAGGAGCCUUUGUUUGACGCCUUGACUACAGUUGAGCAUUCAAUAUUGAUAGCCACUGGCGUCAUCAGUACUUUGCAAAUAAACAAGUCCAAUAUGGAGGGAGCUUUGACCAUGGACAUGUUGGCAACUGACUUGGCGGAUUACCUAGUGAGAAAAGGAGUUCCAUUCAGGGAAACACACCAUAUAUCUGGUGAGUGUGUCAGAAAGGCUGAAGAAGAGAACUUGUCUGGAAUUGACAAAUUAUCCUUUAAGCAGCUAAAGGAAAUCGAUGAACGAUUUGAAAAGGAUGUCAUGGACACUUUCGACUUUGAGGUUAGUGUCGAGAGAAGAGACGCUAUUGGUGGUACAGCCAAGUCGGCUGUUUUGGCUCAGUUAAAGAACUUAAAAUCCCAGUUAAACUAA
This is a messenger RNA of Lodderomyces parapsilosis, 1401 nucleotides long. It is a transcript of the gene ARG4, whose product is annotated as argininosuccinate lyase. The record is from RefSeq and is a predicted model, not a curated record. The coding region runs from base 1 to 1401 and encodes 466 amino acids. The transcript has a single exon. Gene Ontology annotation, cellular component: cytosol. Gene Ontology annotation, molecular function: argininosuccinate lyase activity. Lineage: Eukaryota; Fungi; Ascomycota; Pichiomycetes; Serinales; Debaryomycetaceae.